Dermacentor andersoni is the source of this 4631-nucleotide messenger RNA. RefSeq lists its product as uncharacterized. The record is from RefSeq and is a predicted model, not a curated record. NCBI's taxonomy places the organism in Eukaryota, Metazoa, Arthropoda, Arachnida, Ixodida, Ixodidae. Gene Ontology annotation, molecular function: sequence-specific DNA binding.
UGGGAGUGCUGGAGCACGUCGGUCUACUGUAGCGCCAUCUGUUACAGCCUGGAGUCAUUGCUGGCAAGAGGAUAAGUAAUCGUGCAAAGCAGGGCCUCCGGGAAUGGCAGUUAUGGUUGUCGCGGAGGUCAUGCAUGUACGUUUGGAGCUCGCCGAUCGGUUGCUGUGGUUUUUCCUGCCACGUUCGCACAUCCUUUAUGUGCACGGCAAGCGCUGGGAUUGCAAAUGUACUUUGUGUGUGUGUAUGUGUGUGCGCGCGCGUGAAUUGAGGUUCCUGCAUAACGAUCAUAACAACUCCGGGCUGCUUCAGAUCGGGCACAUUGAGAGCAUUGGCUGUAUUCUAGCCCUUCGGCGCACUUUUACGGAGUGAAAUAUGUAAACGUUAGCGGCUGCAUUUGUCACGGAGCAGUUUUUUUUUUUUUCAGUGAAACCUGGUGACCGCUUUCCUGGCUGAUAUAAAAUGAAAGGAAUAUCCCGUGCGACCGACUAUAUAGGCACAGUGCAUGCAGGCGCUCUUUCCGGUCUUUUCAUCCUCGUGUCUUUCGAAAUACUAAACAUAUGCGUGCUUACCGAACGGAAGGAGCUGACGAGCGUUUGUCUUCUGCAACCGAAACGCUGAGCCAUUGGCUGAGCAGACGACCAGGAACACUGCAUGAUCUGUGGUCGGAAGCGUGCAAGCAUAGACGGCGUUAUUGAUGUAUCUUAACAGUUUGUAUUAAUUAUUUUUUGCUAAUUAUAAGAAUUUGAGUUGUGUUUUCAGAGCGUUUUAGUUUAUAAAUGCAGUAAGUUUUGCACAACAUGUUUAAAUUUCGCGCGCUAGGCAGGCCGGUCGAUCGCAGCACCCUACUGGUGGUGUCAUCGCAGAAGCGUCCCAGUUCUCCCAUUGUUUUUCCGUGCGGACGACACACUGUUGCCCCAUUCCAUACAUAGCUUCACGCAGCGUUCGCUUGCCAAGGCUGGGAGCGCGACGUAAUGCUAUCUACUAUAUUUUUCCUUCCUCCAGGUCUAUGCUCCAGGUGAUGUGGUGAUGUCACAAGGUGUACGUUUGCAGCGCGCGCACGAACCUUCUGUUUGAUCUGCGCGCGCAUGCGGAAAAGUUCUGCUUCGUGCUGCUUGCCAUUGCAAUUGUUCGACUUGCAGCGGCUGAAACAAUGCCACAGCGGCUGCGGCUGCUGCGGCGCCCAUGUAGCGCUGUGGGGUGCCAGAGCGAACAGAGCAAGAAGAGCUCCGUAUCGUUCUUCAGGUUCCCCAAGGAUCCCGUCAAGCGUAAGGCUUGGGAGAUGAAUAUGGGCAGGAAGGACUGGCACGCAUCUGACGCUUCUCUUUUGUGCUCGGAACACUUCAUGCCAGACAGCUACAAUGAAGAUUUGCGCCUGCUCGCCGAGUUCAGGAUACCUGUGAAAAAGCUGAGGCUGCGGCCAGACGCGGUGCCGACCGUGUUCGCGCACCGACCCAUUCUGCAAGCCAAGCACCGUUUCGCUUUCGAAAAACGUCGAAGGAAAGAGGUCAUUGAUGCUCUCUUGAGAGAAAGUGGUGGGAAUGAAGAGCUUGACAUGCAGAAGGAGCAUUCCCCACUGGGAGCAGAAGCGGCCGUGGAAGCUGAUCCAUGUUGUUUAGGUGGCACACAUGACUCCUUGACCUCAACUGCCUCGUGUAGCACAGAUGCAGGUAUACAGAACAACUGUGGGAGGCAUUCUGAAUAUGUUAAAGUGUUUCUGCAACCAGUGCAACAACAUGUACGGAUUCAAACUGCUACAAAGACUUCAGUGGCUGAACCAACUUCACUGCGGCACCCAUGUUGCGCUGUGGGGUGCCAGAGCGAAAAGAGCAAGGAGAGCUCCGUAUCGUUCUUCAGGUUCCCCAAGGAGCCCAUCAAGCGUAAGGCUUGGGAGAUGAAUGUGGGCAGGAAGGACUGGCGUGCAUGUGACGCUUCUGUUUUGUGCUCGGAACAUUUCACGCCAGACAGCUACAGUGACGAUUUACGCCUGCUCUCCGAGUUCAGGAUACCUGUGAAAAGGCUGAGGCUGCGGCCAGAUGCAGUGCCGACCGUGUUCGCACACCGACCCUUCCUGCAAGCCAAGGGCCAUGGCGCUUUGGAAAAACAUCGAAGGAAAGAGGUCAUUGAUGAUCUCUUGAGAGAAAGCGCUGGGAAUGAAGAGCUUGACAUGCAGAAGGAGCAUUUCCCACUGGGCGCAACAACGGCCGUGAAAGCUGAUCCAUGUUGUUUAGGUGGCACAAAUGACUCCUUGACCUCAACUGCCUCGUGUAGUAGAGAUGCCGGUAUACAGAACGACCGUGGGAGGCAUUCUGAAUAUGUACAAGUGUUUCUGCGACCAGUGCAACGACAUGUACGGAUUCAAACCACUACAAAGACUGCAAAUUCAGGUUCACAAACUGAUGCUGUUUCACCAGAUUCAAGUGAUUCUGAACUUGAAGUAGGAGCUGAAGACAUUGGCACUACCUUAGUGUGGCACUCUGCUCCUCGUAAAAGCCGGCAGUAAAGUGGUGAACACGGCAGUAAAGUGGUGAACAGUUCAUCGUUUCUCAUGAUUUGGACUCUUCACAUGGGCUGCUGCGUGCAUGGUUGUCUGCUGGGAGCUUUAAAUGUGACUGACGAGUCCCCUGGCUCACAGGAUGAAUCAAAAUAUGUUGUUUUUUAGAGUAGAUUAUUGCAGCUAUCCUCAAGAUGCAAGCAUCACAACUCGGCACGGCACAUCACUCGAAGUCGUAGCUCUCUGCCCCAACCAGCACGAAUUUGUUUGGCACAUUCAACCCCAAAUUGGACCAUUUGCGGCUGGGAAUGUGCUUCUUGCAGCAGAAAUUCUUUUCUGGCCUGAACCCAGCGAAGUCUUUGCGGAUGCUGUCAUCGGUAAAGGUGGCUACCAUGUCAAAGAGGACUUUCUUCUGUCAUCAGCAGAACCUGUUGAUUCCGUCUGUGCAGAAAGUGUUAAGAGUCAUGUGUGCCAUCCUGUCUGCUUUCCACCGUUAUAUUAUAAAUGUCACGGGUAGAAAAAUUGGUUUAUUUCACUGACUGUAAAGUGCAGUACAGGUUAUUAUUGCAUCGCAGUGGACAUGAACACAAAUUUAAACUGCCUGAGUUGCAAAGACCCAUUACCUCCAGUAACUUCCCUCUGCCACUGAUGCUGCUAAAGCUGCUGGUAGUGACACUGUCUGGAAGAAUUAGCUGUGGCUACUGUAUUAAAGUGCUGUUUCUAAACAUUGUUUCUUCAUACUUAUUUCAAAAUUUUUUGGGAGUUUGGGUCAGCAGCUGUGGGAAGUGAAACGAUUAUAGCUGGUGAUGGCCGUUCAGACUAGCCGGGGUUUUCUCCAAAGUUUGGCACAUACUCUGUGUUGUGUGUGAACCAAAACAAGGGUCAUUCACCUCGAGCUGGUGCAGGUAACUGCAUCCUUUUCCUUGUGUACCCAAAUGCACCUGCAUUGGAUCUCACCUGGCUUGUUUUUUUUUUAUAACUUUCAGUUGAAUGAAGUCGGUGGCAGUAACAACACGGAACUGGAACACCUUAAACGAGGCCCGAGAUACCUGAAAAGUCAAGGAAUUACAAUUGCCACACUAAUAACUGACAGGCAUAGACCAACCAGGAAGUGCCUUGCCAGCAGCCCUAGAGAUAUAGACCACAGAUUUGAUGUAUGGCAUAUUGCAAAAGGUAAUCACUGAUAGAUGGAUAUCUGCAUAUGGUGCUCCUGUAUGUGUUUUUGAAGAGGCUGUGUCAUGCAAAUGUAUAAAAAUAAGUUAUUUCAUUAGUGGCACUCUUGCAGCUUCGUUGUGUUCUCCAAAUGUCAAGGCAUCAAGGAGAAACUUCUAACGGCUACAAAGCACUUCAAGGACAUCAAUGUUAUUGCUUUUUGAAUAAAAUUAGUCAUUAGUCACCUGUACUGCUGCGCUUCAACAAGCAAUGAAGCUAGGAAUCUGAUUGUAGCAAAGUGGCUCUCCAUUUUGAACCACAUUUCUGAUGUGCACAGUGGACAUUCAUCCCCGUUUCUUAGCUUGGAGCAUGGCAGUCUGGAACGACGCAAGUAGAUAAAACAAGGUAAACACUGUAGGGCCUGUCUAAUGACACUUGAAACAAGUACAGCAGACUUCUCUUAAAUGCUUCUCGUUGAGGUACGUAAAGUUCACAACAUUAGCAGUUGCUGGUACUUAACGGGAGCAUGGGAACAGUGACUGGAUUGCCUAGCUGCACACUUUAGUAGUGGCAACAUGCACUAAGUGUUUGCACACAUUAAAUAUCUGUUGAGACACAUUUUUAGCAGUUCUGUGCACAGAGUACAAAGCAAGCUAGCUCUUUUGGUGAAUGCAUGUGCUACUGACAAAGAACUGCAUAAGUGCUGGAAGCUCCCCUGUAGCAUUGAUGAUUACAAGGAACGCUGUUUUGUGCAGUCAGAUUAACUAUAUCAGGGGUAUGUUGCAGAUUUUGUCUGCACAUGGCAUGUAGUGUGCACUUCUAGUAAAGCAUGCACUGUUGCAGUUCGGCCACUGCUCAUGUGUGCAGUAUACAUUCUGGUACAUGUGCAUGUACUUAAAGUACUUGUGAUACUUCACGAUAGGAUUUUGUACUUUCUGUCAUGUCUCAUUACAAAUGUCAGUAAUAAACUUUUGCAAUAAGGCUCUA